UGUAAUCCUGAAGUGCGCACCUGGAGGGAACAUGGUGCACAUGAUGUUGAGAGAAAUGAAUUGAAACAUGAUUUGCAUUAUGCAAAAAGGGGAUUCAGAAUUGCUUUAAAAACAGUCAUGUUAAUCUCUCCCUGUGGAGCUUUGUGAAUUACGGUGCAGCUAUCUCACUGCCAUAGAGAAGCAAGGACUUAAGCAAACAGUCCACCAUUACCUGAGGGCAGCAAAUGUCUGACGCUGUGGAGCAUGAUGGCCAAAGAAGAUACUGAAUCUGGCUUAACAUGGGAAGUGAAGGCAAACAGCCGUCACCACCAUAAACACAAGCAGAAAAAAUCUUUCCUGUGCUUCACCUGGGGACGAUACUCAGACAAUGUGGUGCGCAGCUACAAGUACUCCCCCCUGACUUUCUUGCCCCUGACACUAUAUGAGCAGUUCCAGCGUGCUGCUAAUGUCUACUUCCUCCUCAUGGUGGUGUUGCAGUGUGUCCCUGCCAUCUCCUCCAUACCUUGGUACAUCACCGUCAUUCCACUCUUCAUCGUGCUUUCUGUGAGGGGACUCAAAGAUCUAGUCAGUGACAUGGCAAGGCGACGCUCUGACUCAGAGAUUAACUCCCGACCCUGUGACAUACUCAUCUCCCAGAGUUUUAAAACAGCACAGUGGAAAGAUCUGUGUGUUGGAGAUGUGCUGCGGAUCCACAAAGACCAAGUCAUCCCUGCUGAUCUUCUUCUGCUUUCCACUUCAGAGCCUCAUAGUUUGUGUUAUGUGGAGACGGCUGAUAUCGAUGGUGAGACCAACCUUAAGUACCGGCAGGCACUAAAAGCAACACACAAUGAGCUGACCUCUCACCCCUCAGAGGAGGCCCUUGGAGCCUUUAAUGGUGUUUUGCUCUGCGAGGAGCCCAACAAUCGUCUGUACACUUUCAGAGGGCAGCUUCAUUGGCAAGGAGAGUGCUUCUUCCUGGACAACGAGCAUAUCCUCCUGAGGGGAACAGUCCUACGCAACACCGAUUUUGCUUACGGCCUGACUAUAUACACUGGCGCAGACACAAAGAUCCUGAGAAACUGUGGGAAACUCAGAGUGAAAAGGACACAACUGGAGGGAGUUUUCAACUACGUUGUGAUUGGGAUUGUGCUGUCGGUUCUGCUCGCUGCUCUACUCCUUGCCAUUGGUGGUGGAGUGUUUUCAUAUCAGGUCAUGAGCAAAACACAGGUCUUCUCAGCACUGGUCGUCGACAGCAACCCAGGAUACACUGGAUUUCUUGUCUACUGGAGCUACAUCAUCCUUCUAAGCCCGGCGAUGCCCAUUGCACUCUAUAUCACGUUUGAGGUGAUACAUACAAUUCACAGCAAUUUUAUUGGCUGGGAUUUAGAGAUGUAUUGGCAGAAGGCGGACCGACCUGUCGAGGUGAGGAAUACCUCUCUAAGUGAGGAGCUCGGCCAAGUAGGUUACUUGCUGAGUGACAAAACCGGAACAUUAACCCAGAAUCGCCUGCUCCUCAGACAGUGCUGCAUCGCUGGAACAAUCUAUGGUGACGCCUCAGUCAGAGCAGAGGAUGUAAAGCCCAUAGAUUUGAGUUGGAACCCCUUCUCCUGUGGCGGACUGCACAUGUUCUGUCCCACACUUGUGGAGAAGCUCAGAGGACAGCAGUGUCCAAUCACCACACAGUUUCUAUCGGCAUUGGCUCUGUGUCAUACCGUCAUGGCAGAGUGGAAGGAGGAGUCCCCAGUAUACCAGGCUGCAUCACCGGAUGAGGAAACUCUUGUUGGAGCUGCAAGGGAGCUUGGUUGGGUCUUUCUUUCCAGAACAAGAGACUUUGUUGUUAUCUCAGAGCUGGGUGUCUCUCGACAAUACCAGCUGCUGGCGUUGCUGGAUUUUACCAGCAAAAGGAGAAGGAUGUCUGUCCUUGUACGUGAACCAGAGGGUGGAAUAAAACUGUAUUGUAAAGGAGCAGACAUAGUGAUACUGGAGAGACUUGCAAAGAACUGCCCAAACCAGGAAAGCACUGAGAAAGCAUUAGAGCUGUUUGCUGAGGCCUGUCUGAGGACGCUGUGUGUUGCGGUUCGAUCCAUUCCCGAGGCGUUGUGGGAGAAGUGGAGUAAGACUCUGGCUCUGUCUGCUGCCAUGGCGACCUGCGAGCGUGACAUCCUGCUGGAGAAGCUGUAUGAUGAGAUGGAGAGAGAUCUACUGCUUCUGGGGGUCACAGCCAUAGAGGACAGACUCCAAGAAGGAGUUCCUGAGACAAUUGCUCUUCUUCAAGAGGCCGGGAUCAAGGUAUGGGUGCUGACAGGAGACAAAAAAGAAACUGCAGUUAAUAUUGGGUACUCCUGCAAACUACUGGAUCCUGAUAGCAGAUUACUAGAGUGGCAAGAAUUGAGGCAGAUCCUCCAGUCUGCAGACCCACAGGUCAGCUUCUUCAAAGCCAAGCAGACAGAGCUGUGGGCUACACACAAGGAGAUGGCAAGAGCAAAAACUUCUGUUGUCCUCACCGGAUCUGAACUGGCAGAGUUUGAGGAGAGACCAGAAUGGGGGGCCUCCUUCAUGAGUGUGGCAGAACAGUGUCAAUCAGUGCUGUGUUGCAGAGUGACGCCUGCUCAGAAAGCUGAUAUAGUAAAGUUGGUCAAGAAGCACACCAGCUCAAUCACCAUGUCCAUUGGUGAUGGUGCUAAUGACGUCAACAUGAUCAAGACGGCUCACAUUGGAGUGGGGCUGGCUGGUGUGGAGGGAGGUCAGGCAGUACAGAACGCAGACUUUGCAGUGUCCCAAUUUAGGUUUUUACAAAGGCUGCUGCUGAUCCACGGACGCUGGUCCUAUCGCCGCAUUUCCCUCUUCCUUUGCUACUUCCUGUUUAAGACCUGUGGUUUUGCUCUUGUGCACAUUUGGUUUGGGAUCUUCAAUGGCUUCAGUGCUCAGUCUCUGUAUGAGACAUGGUUCAUCGCACUCUACACUGUCUUUUACACGGCAACGCCAGUGAUGUGCAUGGCCAUUUUUGAACAGGAUGUGAGUGCAGAGUGCAGCCUGAAAUAUCCCGAGCUGUACAAGAGUGGACAGAGGAAGGAGUUGUCCAGUCCUAGAAAGCUAAUCAUGCAUCUCCUAUAUGCUGUCUACACGUCGCUUGUUCUCUUUUUCAUCCCAUGUGGAGUUUUCUACAACACAGCUUAUGAUUACCAGACCAUGGCUGUUACGGUUGCAAUGGCUGCCACCUUCAUUGCCACAAUUGAGAUUGUUAUGGUGACCAAAUACUGGACAAAGUUCAGUAUUGCAGCUGUUUGCGUCUCAGUGGUUCUGUUCUUUAUCUGUACUAGAAUCACUCACAGCACUCGGCUUUUUCAGAGCUCGCCUGCUGACUAUUACUUCCUUGGUGUGUCUGAAAAGGCCUUCAUUGAUCCGGUUGUGUGGCUCACAGCUUUUCUCACAACUUGGACUGCUGUUCUGCCCUCGGUCACGGCUCACGCCCUCAAUGUCAUUCUCACUGUGCACAAUAAACACAAGAUACACAGCUCAUCCCCUCCUCCAGUGGAGUUAAGGUCAAAGUUCAGUAGAGGGUCAUCACUCCGCCGGUCAUCAUAUGCCAUUUCCCAGGGUGCCGGGCCUGGGCGCCUCAUUAAAUCCGCAACUUCCAUUCGAAAUACAGAGACGUUAAAAGAUGAGAAGGUGAAUAUCAGUAAAAAGCCAUCUGAUAUUUAAGGGCAUCUAAGAACAAGCAGUCUACCCUCUGCUUUGGCAAAGUGCUUUAUUUAGCUUUUUUAGGCAGAUAGAGCCCAGAUAGCUGUUUCCUGAGACCAAGAAAUCUUAAGGGCUAUGUGGUGCCCCACAAAGUUGGCAGGAGGGUCAUUGUUUCUGCUAAAUAAACCCAGGGGAAGGUUUUGAUUAGAAAAUGCUGAAUUUUGAAUAGACUUGGUGAUGCUACAUUGACAUGUGCUGCAUGAUUUGUAUCUGACUGCUACAGUAACAGUACAGAAACAAAGUCCAGUUGAUUGUUUUUUUUGUUUUUGUUCUUUUAGGAAUUGUGCAAUGAAAUGAAAAUCCUAUACUGACUAUGCAUCUAUUUGUACCCACUGUGGGAACUAUGCUAGGAGCAAAUAAACUGUUGAUUUGAAAUAGUCUUUAUUUAUGGUUUCUUCAGAGUCUUAAUCAUAGUCGUAUUUUACCAUAAUGAAUGGGCCAAUCCAGGGAUCCAAAUCAGAUUAAAUGACAAUAGAAUAUAAUAAAAGAUUUUCUAAUAAUACAGAAUGAAAAAAUACAGUUAUUCUUGCAAACAUCAAACUAGUUUGGGGUAUGGAGAGAAAGCAGGAAAGAAUAAAAAGCAGUUCUUACGGUUAUGUAAUGCUAAAUGUACCCACAUGGUUUUAUUGUUCCUUCAUGAGUUCAUAAUUAUUGCUUCAAAGUCUUGAUCAUAAAAUGUGGACACAAUGAGUUGUUCAUGUAUUUUCUAUAUGAUCUCUGAGUCUCUAGGAUUUUAAUGUUUGCAUAGCCCUAUUUUACUAAUAAAGAAUAUACUUGAAAAUGUAAUAACCUGC
Molecule: messenger RNA, 4514 nt
Organism: Cyprinodon variegatus (sheepshead minnow)
Lineage: Eukaryota; Metazoa; Chordata; Actinopteri; Cyprinodontiformes; Cyprinodontidae
Gene: atp8b3
Product: phospholipid-transporting ATPase IC-like
Exons: 28
Coding region: 244-3681 (1145 amino acids)
Biological process (GO): phospholipid translocation; Golgi organization
Cellular component (GO): plasma membrane
Molecular function (GO): magnesium ion binding; ATPase-coupled intramembrane lipid carrier activity; ATP binding
Source: RefSeq, a predicted model, not a curated record